Messenger RNA from Ruditapes philippinarum (Manila clam), 811 nucleotides. RefSeq lists its product as uncharacterized. The coding region runs from base 83 to 496 and encodes 137 amino acids. The transcript has 4 exons. The record is from RefSeq and is a predicted model, not a curated record. NCBI's taxonomy places the organism in Eukaryota, Metazoa, Mollusca, Bivalvia, Venerida, Veneridae.
GUACGAACAACUGGGAACUUCUAAAUUCUUAGGGUUUAACUUUGGAUAUUACAAGUGGUGUUGUUGGAGAAUUUACAAGAACAUGAUGACUGCGGAUAAUGUGAAAGUCACUAUGUUUGUUAUUCUAGGACUUAUUAUAGGUGAAACAUUUGGAUUGUAUUUAACAAAGACAAAGCGAAACAAUUUAGGUAAAAUUUUAUAUGAGACAAAUCUUCAAAGUCGAAACAAAAGAGACAUUCGUUCAGAUUAUCCAUCUGUUCACCAUUAUGCCAGACAUGCACUAUGUCGAACAUUCAAGGGUAAACAACAUUUAUACAAAGCAAUGAAGAAAAAGAUAUGUGGAAUGACAUUGUCCUUCAUAGCAAGUUUGGUGAUUGAUCUUUGUCACCAUAGACAUACGAUGCUAGAUACCUGGGUAGCCGGACUGUUUGAUGUUGAUGGUGACGGGCAGAUAAGUCAUUUUGAGCGAAAUAUGUAUAAAGAUAAUUACAGCUGAAUUGGGAUAUGAAGUGAAAAUUCACAAUCGCAAAUUCAUUAGGAGGUUUUAUGCAAAAGUGAAAAACCACAAAGCCCUAGGCUAUAAAUGCGGUCUAAUUUAUCUUAUUUUACACAGACGAAAAAUGUGUCUGAAUGCAGUAAUUCAAACUAAGACUUCUUUGAUUAGCGCUAUCGACAGAAUUCUUUGCAUACACUUUUUAAUGUUAUUAAGGAAUAUUACUUUUAGAUCUAAAAGCAAAAUGUAUGCUCUAAGUUGAAAGCUUAAAUAGGCCUCAAAAUGCAAUCGCUUUCUUUGCACUGUUGGCAAUUUGUA